AUGGAGAGCCCAGAGUCAGCUCACUCUCUGGAUCAAUACAGCCAGCGAUACUCCAUCCAUGGGAUCAACCACAUCUGUAACCGCUCAUCGAGCACCUUUCGGCGAAUCACAUGGACCGUCACCUUCACAGGGAUGUUGAUGUUCCUGUUCUAUUGCUGUGGUGUUCAAAUCCAGCUCUACCUUCGUAAGGAACAUGUCACCAUCCUGGAUGAGGUUCCUGGGAAGCUGAUGGAUUUCCCAUCUGUGACCAUCUGUAAUUUGAACAUGGCCCGAAGGUCCCGACUUACCAGGAACGACCUGCAUUGGGUGGGUCAGAUGCUGGGAUUCUUCAAGCAAGGGCAGGAGGUGACAGAGGAAAGCCUGAAUGAGGAGCUCCAUUUCCUGAGCGCAGAGAACAGGCAGUGGCAACAGAAACUGCUGCGUGAGAGACAUUCCGAGCACCAACCGUUUGACAUGGAGGAGUUCCAGGACAGAGCUGGUCACAGCCUAAAUGAUAUGUUGCUUCGCUGCAGUUACAGCAAGAAAAAAUGUGAUGUUUCUGACUUCAGUGUUGUGAAAUCUAUGGCUUCAUUUUACGCAUUGCUCCGAAAUGAGAUUGGGAAAUUCGAGAAGCAUGUUCAGGAUUGUAGAGAGUCGUUUGAUCUGGGGACACUGAGCCAAUUUCUAGCAGCAUUGACUGAACCCAAUGCAGUGUGUGUUGACAGCCUGCAGCAAAUAAAGCAGCUGGCCAGGCAGCAAGGUAAGAACAAGGUCCUGCUCAAAGGCAGUAGCUCCGACGCUGGUGAAUACGCCUCAUGGCUCUGCACCUACAUGGACUACCUCCGAGCUCUAAAGGAGACAUUCGAUGACAAAGUUAUUAUCCCUCUCUGUGAAGAGCUGUAUGUUAAUGAGGACACAGGAAACCCCAGAGUUUACAAUGAUUCCUCCAACUGCUCCUCUUCAUUAUCAUCACAAGCCAGCUCCCAGGAGCAGAAGUGGCGGGAGAGAGCUUCUGGGAACUGUCUGGUAGGCCAGCACAAGGUGCAAAUGGACUCAAUCCCGAAGAUUGCAAAGGAGCUGUUUAAUGUGCGGAGGAGGUGGGCCCUGCUCCUGACUGAUGACACCAUCAGAACUGAGUACUUCACACUACAGAGUAUUACUGAUCUCCACAGGACAGACACCCCCAAACAUCUGAACAAGGUUUUACAGUUGGUACCUGAUAUUUUCUGCAAAUGUUUAUUGACGGCAGAUUUGGCGAGACAAUGGUUGGAGCUCCACGAAUGUAGGUAUGGUGAACUGACUCUCCCAGUCCCUGUAAUAGACAGCAAUGGGCAGAGAACAAGCGCUCUGUUCCUGGAUGGGGAGAAGGAGUUGUCAGUGCAUGAGAACAUGCAAGGAAUGGAAUCCAAGAAAAAUGAACAACUUCAACCAAUGUCUCAGGAGUCUUCGGAAGAGCUUGAUGAUCUCAGUUGUGAGAAGACGAGAUUAGGAAUGGAUGAGGAAGAACUUCAUUACCUUUUCAGGAGAGAGAAGCAUGUGAGAAACCUGGAGAGACAGACCCAAGAGUCAGGGUUCAGAGUUCAUGACCUUCAGUUGCAGCUGGAACAUGUUAGGCAGGAAAUGGAACAGAUUCGUCAAAGGCAGGAGGUUGAGGAAAGGAAUAAUGGGAGGCCUUACUCAAACCACAGGCUCAUCGAGGAGCUGGAGAGAAAACUGAGGCUGGAAAAGUACAGGUACAGGAUACUGGAAGCUGAUUGGCUGCUGCAGCUGGAAAUUGAACCCGAUGUGAUUCGCCACAUGGAUCUGUUACAAAAUCAACAGGAGAAAUACAAGAGAUUGGAAAGAGAGAAGACUUAGCUGAGGAACUGCACAUAGUGACACUCACUGGGGUACAG
Messenger RNA from Rhincodon typus (whale shark), 1874 nucleotides. RefSeq lists its product as uncharacterized. Gene Ontology annotation, biological process: sodium ion transmembrane transport. The record is from RefSeq and is a predicted model, not a curated record. Gene Ontology annotation, cellular component: membrane. Lineage: Eukaryota; Metazoa; Chordata; Chondrichthyes; Orectolobiformes; Rhincodontidae. The coding region runs from base 1 to 1836 and encodes 611 amino acids. The transcript is spliced from 3 exons.